AUCCGCAACACAACCCUCAGUCACUGAGAGAGAGAGAGAGAGAGAGAGAGAGAGAGAGAGAGAGAGAGAGAGAGAGAGAGAGAGACUUUUUACCCCAGGGAGCGUUUGUGAUAGAAAAACAUAUUCAUUGAAGUUAGAAGUCUGAAACUGUUUCAUUUUUUCUUACAUAAAAAGUCACAGUAAAGUUAACGAGAGAGUGAGAGAGAGAGAGAGAGAGAGAGAGAGAGAGAGAGAGAGAGAGAGAGAGAUUAAAGCCAGUGCAGGCAUGAUGUCCUACAUUAAGCAGCCUCAUUACGCAGUGAACGGGUUAACACUGUCCGGCCCGGGCAUGGACCUUCUCCACACCACCGUCGGCUACCAGAACACACCCCGGAAGCAGCGGCGUGAGAGAACUACGUUCACACGUGCGCAGCUCGAUGUGCUCGAGGCUCUGUUCGCUAAAACCCGCUAUCCCGACAUCUUCAUGCGUGAGGAGGUGGCACUAAAAAUCAACCUGCCCGAGUCCAGAGUUCAGGUCUGGUUCAAAAACCGUCGUGCUAAAUGCCGGCAGCAACAGCAACAGAGCAGCGGACAGCCGAAACCUCGGCCCCCCAAAAAGAAAUCAUCCCCUGCCCGAGAGACGACCUCUGACCCAGCUAAUGCUAACAUUACUGCUAAUCCGCCCUACAGUCCAGUGGCUCCGCCCCCUCCUGCCCCACCUACAGCCAUCACUCCAAGCUCAACUGGCACAAAUGCCAACGCGAGCGUCUCUAUCUGGAGCCCUGCGUCCGUCUCGCCAUUGGGUGAUCCGCUCUGCGUGUCGAGUAAAACGGCCUACGCCAUGACGUACGCUCAGACUCCGGCCUACGCCCCGGCCUACGCUACUUCCUCGUCUUAUUUCAGCGGCCUAGACUGCAGCUCGUACCUUUCCCCGAUGCACGCACCACUCUCAGCCACUGGGAGUGGCCCACUUAGCCCCAUAGGCUCCUCCUCCAUGGCUCUUGGCCAGUCGCAGGUCACGCAAGGUUAUGGCCCCGCCUCCCUCGGUUUCAGCACCAUCGAUUGUCUGGACUACAAUAAAGAGCAAAUGGCUUGGAAGCUCAACUUCGGUGCAGCGGAUUGCCUGGAUUACAAGGACCAGAAUUCCUGGAAGUUCCAGGUGUUAUAGACGGAAAGGGGGUGGAGUCACGGAGGGAAUUUCGGACAAGCUCAAAAUGUUUCUAGUUGUGGCUUUUAUAUAACAUAUUACAUGACAUGAUUUCCUUGUUUUCCAGACGCUCAAUACAGGAAACGACACAAAAAUGUCCGUAGUUAAAUUACAAGUCGGAUAUCUUUAAAACGAUCUGCUCAAACUUCAAAAAACAUAUUAAAGCCGAUAUUUUCUGCUAAAUUUCACAAAAACGUACGAAUUCGUCUGAUCCGAAUCGUACGCUGAAUUCAGUUAAAUGUAAGUAAAGUGUUGCGUAGCGUAUUUACAAGUUUAUUUAUGUUAUCUAAAUGCUCGUUAGUAUUGUUACGUGGAAUGUUUUCCAAAAUCCGAUCAUUUUUCAGGAUCAAAAUUACAACUGCAUUAAAAAUUAUAAUUAAAGAUUCAAUGAAUCCAUUUUUAUCCAAUUAGGUAAUUGCAAUAUUUUACAUUUGAUUGACUUGAUUGUACAUCGAACAUCUACAUUUUCUGCCUAAUUUAUAUCUAAAAAUAUCAUCCAACCGUAUAAAUUCAAGUUUUAUUCGUUGACCUUUUCUUUUUCUUCGUUAAACGUAAUGAUGUUGGUGUUUUCACCGCAAUUGUGAAUUGUUGAAUUGUGCUUCGUCUGUGAAUUAUAUCAACCUGUUGUUUAAAGAUUCAUUCUUUUUUUUUUUUGCUGAAUUGCAUUUUAUUUUGUUUUGGUGUGUUUGUGUUAUUGUUUUUGUCGCUUCUCUUUAAUUGUAUUUGAAAAUGGCGAAUCGUUUGAUAUAAUAGUUUUGAGUAGAUGUUUAGAAAGCUGCCAACUUUUUCAUUAUUGAUCUUAGAUUUUUGUUUUGUUUAAACUCAGGGGUUAACCUGUAAAUGUAACGGUGUUCUGGUUGUGCAUCUGAAAGUUCUAAAUGAAUCGUUUUUACUAUUUUGAAUCUCUGCAUUUGCUGUUCUUCCUUGUUUUUCUUCGCUCUUUGUGUUUGGCCUUUUCCAAAAGAAUUUUGAUCGUUUGUUCGUUUAGAAACGUUAAAUGAAGUUCUAAUAAAAGAAUUAUUGAUUGUUUCA
Messenger RNA from Silurus meridionalis, 2218 nucleotides. RefSeq names its product orthodenticle homolog 5 (gene otx5). Bases 266 to 1147 code for a protein of 293 amino acids. Lineage: Eukaryota; Metazoa; Chordata; Actinopteri; Siluriformes; Siluridae. Gene Ontology annotation, molecular function: RNA polymerase II cis-regulatory region sequence-specific DNA binding; DNA-binding transcription factor activity, RNA polymerase II-specific. The record is from RefSeq and is a predicted model, not a curated record. Gene Ontology annotation, biological process: multicellular organism development; regulation of transcription by RNA polymerase II. Gene Ontology annotation, cellular component: nucleus. The transcript is spliced from 3 exons.